AUGGCAAAUUCGGAGGGAAACAAAUUAUGGGGAGGGCGAUUUGUAGGGGAUACUGACCCUAUAAUGGAGAAAUUUAACGCCUCUAUCGCUUACGACCAGCGGAUGUGGGAUGUCGACAUCAAGGGCAGCAAAGCAUACGCAAAAGCACUGCAGACAGCAAACCUAGUGUCCCCCGAGGAGAAGGAGAAGAUCCUUGAGGGCCUUGACAUGGUAUUUGCUGAGUGGUCCAAAGGUGUCUUCCAGAUCAAGCCCGGAGAUGAGGAUAUUCACACGGCCAAUGAGCGCAGACUAAAGGAAUUGAUUGGUGAGCCAGCAGGAAAGCUUCACACUGGCAGGAGCAGGAAUGACCAGGUGGUGACCGACAUGAGGCUGUGGUUACGAGAUGCCAUCAACACUUUGAAGAGCAAUGCCUUAGAGCUCAUAAACACUAUGGUGGAAAGAGCUGCAGUAGAGAUUGACAUCUUGUUUCCAGGAUACACUCACAUGCAGAGAGCUCAACCAAUAAGAUGGAGCCACUGGAUUCUCAGCCACGCAGUGUCUCUGAGCAGAGAUGUGGAGCAGCUAGAAGUGAUCCGGAGGCGGACCAAUGUGCUCCCGCUGGGAAGUGGUGCUAUUGCUGGAAACCCCUUCAAUAUUGAUAGGGAAUUUCUCCGGAAAGAACUUGACUUUGAUGAGGUCAGCAUUAAUAGUAUGGAUGCUACUGGACAGAGAGACUUUGUUGUUGAGUUCUUGUUCUGGGCUUCGAUGUGUCUCACUCACCUGAGUAAGAUGGCAGAAGAUCUGAUCCUGUACACUACUAAGGAAUUUUCCUUCAUCACAUUGUCUGAUGCAUACAGCACCGGUAGCAGUCUGAUGCCCCAGAAGAAGAAUGCUGACAGUCUGGAGCUCAUUCGGAGCAAAGCAGGACGAGUCUUUGGAAGAUGUGCAGGGUUCUUGAUGACUCUUAAGGGUUUGCCCAGCACAUACAACAAAGACCUGCAGGAGGAUAAGGAGGCCAUGUUUGACACCCAUGACACGGUGCACGCUGUGUUGCAGGUAGCAACAGGAGUUAUGUCCACUUUGCAGGUUCAUCAGAAGACUAUGGAGGCUGCACUCAGUCCAGACAUGCUAGCCACUGACCUGGCUUACUACCUUGUUAGAAAAGGAAUGCCAUUCAGAGAAGCUCAUGGCUGUUCUGGGAAAGCUGUUUAUCUGGCUGAAUCCAAGAACAUUCCACUUAAUCAACUGACUCUGGAGGACCUCCGCAUAGCCAGUCCUCUGUUUGACAGUGACGUGUCCUCUGUGUGGGACUACAGCAGUAGUGUGGAACAGUACAGCGCUUUUGGUGGCACAGCCAAGAGCAGUGUGACAGCACAGAUAGAACACAUGAGAUCCUGGCUGAAGAACCAUAGACAGUGACCCCGCCCAUGCUUGCCUGUCUCUUACCCCUCAAGUAAUGUGUUC
This is a messenger RNA of Chanos chanos (milkfish), 1443 nucleotides long. RefSeq names its product argininosuccinate lyase (gene asl). The transcript is spliced from 16 exons. Bases 1 to 1398 code for a protein of 465 amino acids. The record is from RefSeq and is a predicted model, not a curated record. NCBI's taxonomy places the organism in Eukaryota, Metazoa, Chordata, Actinopteri, Gonorynchiformes, Chanidae. Gene Ontology annotation, cellular component: cytosol. Gene Ontology annotation, molecular function: argininosuccinate lyase activity.